Anguilla rostrata (American eel) is the source of this 3559-nucleotide messenger RNA. It is a transcript of the gene dbx2, whose product is annotated as developing brain homeobox 2. The record is from RefSeq and is a predicted model, not a curated record. Gene Ontology annotation, biological process: regulation of transcription by RNA polymerase II. The coding region runs from base 217 to 1593 and encodes 458 amino acids. NCBI's taxonomy places the organism in Eukaryota, Metazoa, Chordata, Actinopteri, Anguilliformes, Anguillidae. Gene Ontology annotation, molecular function: DNA binding; DNA-binding transcription factor activity, RNA polymerase II-specific. The transcript has 9 exons.
CUAAUCAGUGGCAUUAAUCCAUCAAUUAACUUUCGGGUAGAAAAGAAAAGCGGCAGUACCACCGGCCUGGAGGGCUCGAUUUGAGUACACCUGGUGUUCGGUAAGUAGGUCAGAUCGCUUAUCCUUGAGAUCUGCAGGGAAGGUCAGCUUUCACAGCGGCUGUCGGAUGAUACCGGCUUUCAAAGCUAGCGGUCCUGUUGAGCCUCGACGCCUGACAUGUUCACGGAGUUCAUAGCUGUGGAGUAUUUUCUAUGUCAAGAUCAGAAUAGUCCCAGAUGCACAGAAGCCUACAGAUUGCCCAGAGCCCAGAGAAGGACUACAAUUCCACUGGUAACCGUGAACCAUGAGAGAGGACUACAAAUCUGUCAGUCACCAUGGAUACAUCUGAUGCCCUGGCAAAGUCUCCGCCCCCUUCCAAGGUCUGUCACAGAAACAGAGGAACGAGAGCGUGCUGAAGGAGGGCUUCAGGAGACAGAGUCUGGACUUGAGACGCACCUGAAGAUUGGGUGCGGAAACGACGGCCCUUACUUGCGUGAUGCGUUCAUCUUCCCGCUGCAGGUGUCGGUGUGUGAGGCUAACAUGGCGGUAAAGUGUCAGCUGGGCAGGUUUGCAAAAAAAAAGACGGGAGAGGAGGACAGCGACGGUGGCAGCGGCGGCUUUGGCGUUUCCGCUCUCAGCAGAAUGAACCCGGCGCGGAGCGUGAAGAGGGGCGCUGAGGGCCGCCCCGCCCAGUGCCCCGGCUUCGGCACCUCGGGGAAGAGCUUCCUCAUCGACAACCUGCUGGGAACUCGGGGACCCCCCCCAGAACCCCCGGGACCCGGGAACCCCCCGCCCAGGGCGUCCUCGCCCCCACGGACCGGCGGGCCCGCGGGAGGGGAAUGGAGAGCCGGAGUGGGGUCUCAACAGGGUACCCCGAAACACUGGAGGUCUGUCCAUGCGAAAGGUUUCAUCCCCCAGUCUUAUACAGGUUUUCCCACACUUUCCUCGCGGCCCCCGCCAGCGUUCCUGACGUUCUGCGGCGGUUCGGGACCGUUCCCCGCGCCCCCCGCCGCUUUUCCCAAAGGAUCAAGCCUGGCACUUUGGCCCCCAGAUUCUGGCCCCAGGUCGCGGAAGGGCAUCCUGAGGCGGGCCGUCUUCUCCGAGGAGCAGAGGAAGGAGCUGGAGAGAACCUUCCGGAAGCAGAAGUACAUCGGCAAGGCCGACAGGAACAAGCUGGCGGCUGACCUGAGGCUGAAAGAGUCCCAGGUGAAGAUCUGGUUCCAGAACCAGAGGAUGAAGUGGAGGAACUCGAAAGAGAAGGAGGUGCUGUGUGGGAGGCCCUCGGCCGAGGAGCUCUCGCCGGUGAGUGAUCUGAGGAGAGGAGAGGAGGCGCAGGAGCGAUCGCCUCUCAGCAAAGUCGGGGAAACGGCCCGGGACACGCUGAGAACGAAACCAUGGCAUGAGCCCCACUCCUGUGAACAGUUAAAAAAACCCCACGAUUCCUCGCACCAAGCCUUCACACAGAGAUACUCCAAAAUGGACACAGCAAGGGAACUCAACACCGGCAAUAAAGAAUCUCUGUUCCUCCACGUCCGUUCCACACAUCUUCACUAAGUAAGAAAGAAUGAGGCCCGGAUUUAAUCAGCCAUUGUCCUUAACUCUGGCUGAUGAUUAAAAGCAAGAGUUGUUCUGUUUCUUUUCUAUCACAAGCACAGUUUGACAAGUUUAGCGAUCGCUAAAACGUUCUUGCCAAACUGAGUCUGUGAAGAAAAAAUGUAAUGCAAGGCUUGUACUUGUUUGUGAGUCGAAGUGACGGGCAAAUAAUUUAAUCCGGGCUAAACAUUAGUGACAAAGAUAAAUUAAAAAAAGAUAUCUCACUGUAAGUGUAGCAACUGUAAUGUGUGUGCAUUAGAGUUCCCCCUGAUCUGGUUCCACGAAAGCCACAGUGAUUCUUCUUUCUUCUUACUGGAUCGAUGCAGUCAGCUGGGUGAGCAUGUAAUUCACCUCGCCUGGUUUCUUGGGUCUGGUGCCGUUGCUGAUUUUGAGGUGAAAAUAAAAACCAGGAAAGACAGUGGCUCUCCACAACCAGGGCUGAGAAUGCUGGAUCCACGGCACGUUGACCAGUGGUAACCAAUCCUGUUCCUUGAGAUCUAAAGUCCUGCAGGUUUUCACUUCAAUCCAAACAAAGCACACCUAAUUCCAACAGCUUAUUGAGCUUCUAAUGAGUAGUCAGGUGUGCCAAAUUAGGGUUGAAAUGAAAAGCUACAGGUUGGUAGAUCUGGUGUAGACCAAUGAAGCCGUCAAGCAGACAUGUGCUAAUAGCAGGAUUUCAUAUUGUGUCCUUGGUCAUUUCUGUAUUUGGUGGCAGUGUCCGGAUUUUUACACACCUCUUGCGCAACAAAAGCUGUGAAAAUUCUGAUUUUGCUGUAUUUUCCUGUAUGUCAGAAUUAAUAUUUAGUCAUCAGACUUCUUGAAAGUAACUGAAACCCUACAGUCGGAAACCUUGUAGGAUACAUGGUGUCAUGUGUUGUAACACUGUAUUGUCAUUGUUGACAAAACGCUAAUUAAACUUUAAAUUACCUUACAGAAAACUGGAUCAUUGAUGCGAAUGGGGGUAUUGUACUUAGAACUGCACUGAAAAAUAAGCAUUGCUAAAACAAGAGAUUGAGAUGGAUAGCCCCUCAAUCGGUUUAACAAUACGUGUUUUGUCGGUGACUCACACUGAAGAACACAAAGGGUCCUUUUAAAACCAAAGGCGUCCGAGAUGGCACAAGCAAGGACAUUGACUGUAAGCUACAGUAUGAGCAAAGGGUUUGAUAGUGAUCUUACUUAACACGAGUUUACAUGUUCACUUAUGUAACGCCUCAGUCUUGGUACAGCAUUUGUACACUGGCGAUGAAUUGCAUAGGCGAGGACUUGUCUGUGACAUUUAUUAUCACAGAAAAUUCUUUUUAGGGGGGGCAUCCAUCUUACCCCGGCUUCUUCUACCGUCAUGAGCACGAUUACAACAGUGUCGCUAAAAACGUUAGCAUAGAUUAGGGGAACUGUAUGCAGAAAUUCACGCGAAUCACGACACGACAAGCGUUGGAUCCUUUCCAGACGUGAGCCUGCGGGCCUGGUCCAUUUGCAAAAGUCUCGCACUGUUUUGUGUGAUUCAUUCAGUCAGAAUCCCUCCCCUGGUCUAAUGUGCAUGCAGCACUGUAAAAAAAAUAUGGUUCUGAGCAUUACUCAUUGUCAUCCCAAAUCUUGAAGAGAAUCCGUCUCAUAGGAAACUGGCGCGCUUGUUUAUGCCUCUGUUUCCGGCUGGCUGUGGCACAUCUUUCAUCGCCUUAAGCUCUCUGAAUCUGCAUGACUCUCAAGCCUCUUUCUAGAUCUUUCCAGCGCUCCAAACCUUUUUACAAGCAGCCCUUAACCUCGAGUGUUAUUAAUUACAAUCAGGUACAUUGCUAAAUGUAACCUAAGAUUUACUAGUUUUCUUAGAAUUCUCCAUGCUUAAGUCUUGUUUUUUUAUUGGAAUUGUGUUUAUGAAUAUUGCUCCCUUGUUGCCUCAGAACUCAUUAUUAAAAUUGAAUAUGGAAUA